Symbiodinium necroappetens is the source of this 489-nucleotide messenger RNA. The record is from the annotation of a GenBank genome assembly. NCBI's taxonomy places the organism in Eukaryota, Dinophyceae, Suessiales, Symbiodiniaceae.
GCAGCUUUGCACAUCAUUGCUGGGCAGCUCAACGAGGAUCAGAUUAAGAGCCUUCGAGAUGUUUUCACAAGCUUGGACAAGAACGGUGAUGGGCUUUUGACGCAUGCAGAAUUGAAGGAUGGCUUGGGAAAAUCCGGCCUCAAAGACAUACCUCCGGACCUUGCAGCUAUUCUCGAUGGUGUUGAUGCUGAUGGAAGCGGUGUCAUUGACUACACGGAGUUCCUAGCAGCGACGCUGGAUAGGCAGCAAUACAUGAAGGAGGACGUUUGCUGGGCAGCUUUCCGAGUGUUCGACAGAAAUGGAGAUGGGCAUAUCUCCAAAGAUGAGCUCAAGCAGGUGCUCAGCAACAGCGAAGUAGAGGAUGCAUUGGGCGCCAAAGCCAUUGCUGAAUUGAUGUUGGAGGUUGACAGCAAUGGUGAUGGCAUCAUAGACUUUGAGGAGUUUAUGGCCAUGAUGAAAGGUUCAGGAGGACCACCCACAAGCCCGUGA